UUAACAAAUAAAUCGACAGUGAAAUCAAAGACUGCGGAAGAGAGCACGACAAUGAAGGGCGCUCUCGUAGCAGGCUGUGUGGUGCUGCUCAUAGCUCUGAGCGCAGCCAGAGACCUGCGGGAGAGCGGGGCCGACCUCGAGACUGCAGCCUCCCACCAUGAGAAGGGCGGCGGCAAAGAGCACCACAGCCACCACCACCAUCACCACGGCGGCAAGGGACACAAGGGCUACCACGGACACCACCACCACGAACACGGUAGCAAGGGCCACCACGACCACGGCGGACACAAGGGACACCAUGACGAACACCACGGACACAAAAAACACCACCAUCACGACGAGGGCCAUCACCAUCAUCAUCACCAUGGCGAAAAAGGUGAAAAGGGACACGGCUUCGAAGAAAAGGGUCAUUACCACAAGGGGCAUUCGACCAAAGGUCAUCACGGAGUGCAUAAAGUAGACGAAUUUAAGAAAGACAAGCACUUCCAUGACAAAUGGGGAGAAGGGGGCUACGAGGAAGGCCACGGGGGACAUCAUCACGAACAUGGGCACAAGAAGGGCGGGCACUUCCACCACGGACAUAAAAAGGGCGGCCACCAUGAGCACCACCACGGCCACAAAGGACACCACGAGAAGGGCGGACAUCACCAUGAACACAAGGGACACCACGAUGAGGGCGGCCAUCACGAGCAUCAUCAUCAUCAUCAUGACCACGGCAAGAAGGGAGGCCAUGAAGACCACAAACAUUGGGGAUACAAGAAAGGCCACUAAUGGAUUAGAGUUUACAUAAGGAAAUUUAGCUUAAGUUUCUGCUAUGUAUAUAGUUUGACCAAAUAUUUGUUAUAUUAGAAUAAAAUUUUGUAAAUA
Molecule: messenger RNA, 867 nt
Organism: Plodia interpunctella (Indianmeal moth)
Lineage: Eukaryota; Metazoa; Arthropoda; Insecta; Lepidoptera; Pyralidae
Product: histidine-rich glycoprotein-like
Exons: 1
Coding region: 52-771 (239 amino acids)
Source: RefSeq, a predicted model, not a curated record